Messenger RNA from Megalobrama amblycephala (Wuchang bream), 1626 nucleotides. It is a transcript of the gene lrrc30a, whose product is annotated as leucine rich repeat containing 30a. Gene Ontology annotation, molecular function: protein binding. The record is from RefSeq and is a predicted model, not a curated record. The transcript has a single exon. The coding region runs from base 466 to 1332 and encodes 288 amino acids. NCBI's taxonomy places the organism in Eukaryota, Metazoa, Chordata, Actinopteri, Cypriniformes, Xenocyprididae.
UCAAUGUUACUUGGCGGUUCGUCCUCUCUUGUAAGUUGCAUUGGAUAAAAGAUGCAUACAUGUAAAGUAUUUAAGUAAUGGUUUAGUUUUAGUUAACCCUGAAAGGAGGCUAACUUUAUCAUAACAGUUGUCUAUUUCAUAACUUGGACUUCAUGCAUGACUUUAUUUUGGGUCACGAGUGGCAUGAGAGGUCAACGCCAUCAUAUUUCACCCCAAAAAUGUCCGUCCUCAUCUCUGGGCACAAUCAAGGGUAGUUAUCGCCAGCCGCUCACGCUCAAGUGACAGGAGCAACUGGACAAGAGGGCCGUGAAACUCAGUAGGAGUUGCCAAGGGGAUGUUGUUACCAAUCCACACCGUGUCUCCGGACUGUCAGCAUGUGGAACGUGUUUGUGACGUCCUUUGGAUGUCUUGCCUUUGAGUCUCUAGCAGAUGAGAAGAAGCGUCUAGCUGAGAAGGAGACCAGAAAUGGGUGGAAAGAAAUCAAAGCAGAGCGUGGCAGACGAUGCAAGAAAGAGCGCGUGUCCCGACGAAAACCUUCCGACGGUCGAACGCAUACGCAAGCACAUGACCAAGCACUUCGGCUACAGCGUGCUCAGCCUCGCUCGCCGCGGCAUGCUGGAUCUUCCGGAGGAGUUAUGGGAGCUGACCGAACUGCAGAAGCUCAACCUGUCGCUCAACGCGCUGCGGUCCGUCCCGUCCUCUCUGGGUUUGCUGCAGAACCUAGUGGUGCUGAAUCUGUGGGGAAACCAGCUGACCAGCUUGCCGCCUGAAAUCGGCCAGCUCAGAAACCUGAAGGUGCUUUUCGCGUAUCGCAAUCGUCUGAGCGAGGUUCCCGAAGAGCUGGGCUGCUGCAGCAAACUGGAGGUGUUGAGUCUCGCCAACAACCAGCUGACCGGCCUCCCGCCGUCGCUCUCGGCCCUCGCCGGACUCAAGAAGCUCAACCUGAGCCACAAUCACAUCACUCACAUCCCCGGCUGCGUUUACACCAUGAAGAGCCUGGUGUUUCUGCAGCUGGCCUGCAACAGACUCGAAAACAUCGCCGAUCAGAUCCAGGCGCUGGCCGACUUGAAGAUCCUCAUCGUUGAGGGCAACUGCAUCCACUCGCUUCCCAAGAUGCUCUGCCGUCUAACCAAGCUGGAGCUCCUGAAUGUGGAUUUCAACGACAUCCAGAACGUUCCAGAGGAGAUGCACCGGCUGAGACGGCUGGAGAAGUUAGCGUGCCACCCGCUGGACAAAGGACUUCACAUCAUGCACAAUCCCCUGCUGAAACCCAUCAAAGAGGUUUUGGACGGAGGUCUGCAAGCGCUCUACAGCUAUCUGAAGGCCACGUGAAACACUAAACCUCUUGAAAUAACCUUGUUUACCGUCUCUGAGAGAUGCAGCUUCACCGAGGUCUCAAGAAUUGUAUUAUGUUUAAUCUCAGAGUUCAUGUGCUGCUGUUCAAAAUGGGUUUACUAUAAAUUCAGAACAGUGAUGAUUUAUUUUAAAGGAUGUUUUACAUUUGAGAAGCAGGAAACACAAACUAAACUACUGUGAAAAAACAGUGUAGUAUGUGUAAAUCCGAACACUCAAAAUAAUGAAUUGGUUUGAGUAGGGCAAACUCAAAUUAAACAAAUUAGUUAGUAA